Folsomia candida is the source of this 2714-nucleotide messenger RNA. RefSeq lists its product as uncharacterized. The transcript has 9 exons. The record is from RefSeq and is a predicted model, not a curated record. NCBI's taxonomy places the organism in Eukaryota, Metazoa, Arthropoda, Collembola, Entomobryomorpha, Isotomidae. Gene Ontology annotation, molecular function: ubiquitin-protein transferase activity; zinc ion binding. Gene Ontology annotation, biological process: protein ubiquitination. Bases 115 to 1788 code for a protein of 557 amino acids.
UUGAAAUGAAAGCUCACACAAUUGGGAAGUUCGGCAACUGCACAAGCUCUUUUCAAUGAGUAGAACUGCAGAAGUGUUGAAACCGCAUAUCUAAAUCUGCUGACAGGAUAAAGGAUGUCCGACCAGGAUGAGCAGAACAAGAAACCGACUAAAGAUGAGAAGGAUGACACCUGUCAACCGCAAAAACAAGGUCAUGAAAAUGAUGAAAUUCCAGGUUCGAGUUCCGCUCAAUCCACAACUUCCGCGUUUGAAAGCGUGUCACAAAUGAAGCCACAACAGGGUCAGAUAGCACAGGGCCAAAAUUUACCCCCACGGAAGUUUGCACCCUUAAUUCAUCACCGAUGUCCAAUUCGAGCUUAUCAUUCCGCCGAAGAAACUAUGAUUCAGCCAGAAAUGCAAAAUAAUAAUAAUAAUCUCCAGCAACAACAAACACAUCAAGAAUCUGAGGUUGGGGGUAAAAACCUUCCAAGACAAAAGUCAUUCUCGACAGAUGCAAUUCGCCCAGAAUCCUCCCCAACGGAGUCGACCAACAGUAGCAACUUGAAAAACUACAUCUUUCAGGGUAGGCUUUUUAGAAAGAUUAAAGUGACUCCGAGCAACACGAGCACUUGCGACGCGACAAAAACAGUCGUCGUCCAGGACGUUCUUCUUACCCAGUCUCCCGCACUGUGUGCGUCAGGACAAGGCAAUAUCCUCAUGGGACGAAGGCUCUGCUCGACUGGGGGGUGCAAAAUGGGAGAGACUUGCAUCAACGUGAUCAAUGUCAGUGGAAGUACAGACUCGUUGGAAAAUAUUUGCAGAAUUUGCCAUGAUUCUCCCAGCUCGGAAAAGUUGAUAAAGCCGUGUCUCUGUAAAGGAUCAAUGGGUAAUGUCCAUCGAACUUGUUUGGAAAGAUGGUUGGGUGAGUCGGGGAAAGGUUCGUGUGAAAUUUGUGGUCAGGAAUUUAACACUGUUCGGGUUCCAAAAUACAGAGGACUUCGAAGUUUUAUUGCUUGGGUUCGACAUCCCAUGAAUCCGACUGACAGCCGGUAUGUCAACAUUUAUGUUGUGACCAUUAACAAUUUCUUUUUUGACUUGGCUUGCUUCUUUAUUUUGACACCCCUCGCCCUGCUUUCCGGUUGGCUUUGUAUCGUUGGUGCAGAAACUUAUGCAAAUGAUCAGCAACGUAAACUUCACGAAAGUCAUCUGCAAGGGCAUGAGACGCUGUCCAUGCGGGGAAGAAGGGACGUGUCCAACUCAACGUGGACUUCGAUCGGCUUGCUUUCCCUGACCGGAACUUUAGUCGCGGCCUAUAUGAUUUGGAUUUUCGUCGCAUUUCGCUACCACAUCCAAGUAUGGCGUGAAUGGCAGCAGAGGAACUACAUCGUGACCAUUGUACCCUUGGCCAACGGAGAGUUCUGCUUUCCCCCAGCUCCCCCAGAGGAACGCGUGAGCAGAAGUCGAACCCAACAUCCUGACGGCGAAAGACACCCCAGACAAAAUCGAGAUUCGAAUGAAAACCUGAACGAAGACGAUGCUUCUCCGACGACCAGAUUCAUUCAGCAACUGUUCAUCCCCUCCCUGGCAAAUUGGGAAGCUGCCAACAAUGUAAAUUCACCAGAUAAUAGCAACGCCCGAGACAAUAAUAAAAACAGUACCCAUGCCACGGGAGAAGCUUUACAUAAUGAGAACGGAGCCACUAAUUGUUCUCGGAAAGAAUCAGAUAACCAAAUAUUACACGAUUUUGACGACCAAGAGCCAACUUCUGUGCAAGUUGUGCCCUCAAAAAAUGAAUCUGGGAUGUGUUAAGGCGGGUCAUUAUUAACUAGAAUCAAAAUUUGGAACGUAAAUAAUUAUUAUAAAAGUUUUCCACACUUUGUACAACAUUCGAAACAUUUUUUAGCAUUGAAUUAAAGCCAUAAAUUGCAAUUAUCAUUAGUAUUUACAAACUAUGAAUAAAGCCUUGGUUUUCCAAUUCGGUUAUAUAACUCGAUCCAUCUGUCAAUUGACUCUGUAAAUCCGUGAACACAGUUCCGCUAAUGGAUCAAAAUAAAAUCAAAGCAUUUAACACAAGGAAACCGUUGCCUUUCAAACGUCGUGGUGCAUCAGACAAGGAAAUUAUUUGACAAAGAGCUGUUCCAUUUUAUUAGCCGGAAUUAUAUUUCGCCUACGGGUAGACAAUCAAGAAAAUAGAAACAAGUCAUAAGAAAGACUUACAUAAGCUUCAUCAUCCCGAAGACUUAUGUAUAAUGCCAUGUGUGUAGGUAUGUAUUGCGCUACAGCUAUGUUUUUCAUUUACAUGAUACACGACCAGAUUCGGGGAAUAGGACUGAAUAGGAAGUGAACGAAUACAAGAAAUAGAGUGGGAAGAAUAGCCACCAAAGCAAAUACUUAUGCAAGUAUCCAACCUGCCACAAAAUUCCAACUCCCCAUAUUUCGUAUUUCUAUGCAGUUGUAACAUCAUUCCAUUUUAUAUCAGUUUCAAAAAAAAGAUUAAUAAAGUAUAGUUAAAGUGUUAAAUUAAAGUAAAUAUUUUGCUGUGAUAUUUAGCUUUUGGAUUUAAAGUUGGGUGAAAUAUUUGAUAUUUCUCUUAAAGGAGAUUUUGUAAAAGGUCAAUACUAUUUGUGCUACUGCCAACGUGGAAUUAUUCAGUUUGUUAAGGAAAUAGUGAAUAGGAGCAGCCUAACAAAUUUCGUCCUCUCAUAUCAUCAUAUCAUCGGAGCCAAGACUUAUCC